Messenger RNA from Anopheles cruzii, 1783 nucleotides. RefSeq names its product protein misato (gene mst). Gene Ontology annotation, cellular component: cytoplasm. The transcript has 2 exons. Bases 1 to 1701 code for a protein of 566 amino acids. NCBI's taxonomy places the organism in Eukaryota, Metazoa, Arthropoda, Insecta, Diptera, Culicidae. Gene Ontology annotation, biological process: mitochondrion distribution. The record is from RefSeq and is a predicted model, not a curated record.
AUGGUGCGUGAGGUGUUAACCUUCCAGUUAGGCCAUUACGCCAACCACGUUGGUACGCACUGGUGGAACAUCCAGGAAUCAUCGUUCAACUAUGAUCCGCUCGCGGAACCAUCGGAUAUCGAUCAUGCGGUGCUCUAUCGCGAAGGUGCUACCCGAGAGCGACAGAUGACGUUCACGCCUCGGUUGCUGAUGGUAGAUCUGGCUGGUACACUGAGACAUUUGCCCCGGGCGGGCGAUUUGUACGCCGAUCCACCGGAACCGCCUCCGGACUCACAGCCCCAAGAUGUCCCAUGGGACCCGGCCAAGCUGGAGACGAUUCAUUCACCCGGUGGCCCGUGCCAGCCGCACCCAUACCAAACGGAUUUGCGCGCUGGGCAGGCGGCUGAGGAAGAGGUGCCGAAGGAGUACGAUUUUGCUGAAACCGCGCAGGGCUGGGUGGACUACAGUUAUGCGCGCUUUCAUCCGCGCAGCAUCAAUAUCAUCGAGCGUUAUGCUUACUCGCCGGACGAGUGCCAGUUUGAUACGGUCCCACACGGGGCUCUCCUGUGGCAGGACGGUGACUUUCGCGAGACGCUUACCGAUCGGACGCGCCAGUACGUGGAGGAGUGUGACCAGUGCCAGGGCUUCCAAAUGCUGUUCGACUGUGGCGACGCGUUCGGUGGACUAGCCGCAGGUCUGCUCGAGCACUUGCACGACGAGUACGGUAAGCCGUCGCUGGUGUUCCCGGUAUUUUCACCUAAUCCGCCGCUGUUCAAGGGGGCCGAUGAAACGACUAGCGACUCGAUCCGGACCGUCAACACGGCGCUUACGUUCGCUCAGCUGCCGGAGCGGUGUUCACUGUUUGCACCACUUGCCACGAUGGAGCACUGCUGGCGAAGGACGGCCACACCUCGUGUCUUUCCACACACCACCUACGGUCCGCACAACCUCUACCAGACAGCGGCCAUUUUGGCAGCCUUUCUGGACACUGUCACGCUGCAGUACCGAUUGCGAGCAGUCGGCGAGGCAGCUACCGUAGGGCAUCUGGCCGGCCUGUGCAGUGAUCUGACACAACACGGGAGGCAAAUGGUUGCGGCCUCGCUGGCAUUACCGUUCGCGAUGGACGCGUCACAGGACCUCAUCGACUGUCUGGAUCAGAACGAGGGCGAGCAACUCAUGGUUCCACUGUCGCCCGCUGCCAACAUUGGCACCCGGGGCGUUGUUCAGUCGGUAUGUAUGCGCGGCAUACCUGAGAACCGUCUGAAGCGACCACCGACUGCCAAGGGAGCUCAGCGGCAGCAGCGAAUGGCCGGUUACCGGUGUGGCAGUGUUAGCGAAAUGUUGCAGUUGUUCUUUUCCUGCACGCUGCCUGUUAGCAUGUCACACGUCACUGCUUCCCGGACAGCGCUUCCGGUUAACCAACCGUUCCCGAUUGAGAUGUUUACACCGGUCGACCGAUUUACCCACGAUGGGUUUCUGACGCAAGAACACCGGGUCAGCCAGCCAGUGGCCAGUGUCACAAGUGUACCAACACUUGCUGCCCUUCAAUCGUCCACCGGUUUGGGCGACGGGCUAGAAAAGCUACACCACGAAGCAGGACGUGUUCGCCUGGCUCGUAUCCCGCGCUUUACCGAGUCCGGCUUAGAGGCCGGUGAGUUUGCCGAAGCCCUUGAGCAUCUGUUGGAGCUGAGAGGGAAGUACGAUGAAGGCUACGAGCUGUAGCAUUUGUCGCUGAAAUGGUUUCGAGAAGGAAUUGGCGAAGUUUGUUUCGGAAGAUGGCGAAGUGAAGUCUACGUAUUUGGUA